UAACUGAGGGUCGAAUUGAACUAACGCUACUAAAAUAGUCCUAAAUGAACAAUGAAGUCAAUUAUUGGUUGCCGUUACGUAGUAGCCAAUGAAAAAUUCAAAUAAAAUUACAUACGCAUAAUGCCUUUUCCCUAUCGAAGAAAGUUGCACGAGAUGAGAGAAGAGAAGUUUGCAAGUACGUGAAAAAAGUUUGAAAAAGAAAAUCUCAAAUCUAAACAGAUAAAUAUGGCGGAAGAUGUGCAGCUUUCAUCUUUGCAGACAGAUAAAUUAGUACAAUUCCAGGAGUUAACAGGAAUAGAGGACAUAGAACGAUGUCGAAAUAUACUCGAAUCUCACAAUUGGGAUUUAGAGGUUGCCACUCAAGUUACGUUGAAUAUGCUAGAAGGAUCUCCUUCUGCUUAUAGACCGCUUCCAAGAACACCUCCAUCUGUUAUUGCUAGCCCACCAGAUCAAAGGGUUUUUCUAGCUAUUAGUCCUUACCGGCCUUCUACUAUUUUAGGAUGGGGAUACUUAUUUAUUUCAUUUCCAUUUCAAUUUAUGUAUUCUACAUUUAUAAGACUUGCAAGAUUUGCAUUGAGUUUCAUCAGAGCAGAUCCUAGAAGAAUUUUAACUGAUCCUCUUAGAGAUGUAUCAAUUUUUAUACAAAAUUAUGAAGAAAAAUAUGGAACAGUGCAUCCUAUAUUUUACAGAGGAACUUAUUAUCAAGCUGUUAAUGAUGCAAAGCAAGAUUUGAAGUUUUUAUUAGUAUAUUUGCAUGGUGAUGACCAUCAAGAUACUGAUCAAUUUUGUAGUACAGUAUUAUCCAAUCCUGAAGUUGUGAAUUUUGUGAAUACAUCUUUUAUCUUUUGGGGUUGCUCUGUUAAUUCUCCUGAAGGUUAUCGAGUAUCUCAAACUUUGCCUUUUACAGUGUCUCAAGCAUUGCGAGAAAAUACUUAUCCAUUCCUAGCUAUUAUUGUUUUAAGAGAUAACAGAAUGACUGUUGUGGCUCGGAUUGAAGGUCAAACUGAUCCUUCACUGCUUAUUGAGCGUCUUCAAUUAAUAAUGAAUGAUAAUGAAGCUUCACUGAUUGCUGCAAGACAUGAAAGGCAUGAACGAUCUGUUACCCAGUCUAUUAGACAACAGCAAGAUGAAGCUUACCAAGAAUCAUUGAGAGCUGAUCAAGAGAAAGAAAAAAAGAGGCGAGAGGAGCAGGAGUUGAAGGCUCAAAAGGAAUUGGAAGAGAGAAAUAAGAUUAUUGAAGAACAAAAAAGAAAAGAGGAAAUACAGAGGAGAAAAAUAGCUCUUUUGGAUGAAAUGCCUUCCGAGCCACCUGAAGAUAAUCCCCAUACUGUUCGACUGAAGAUUAAACUUCCUACUGGUACCAUGCUUGAACGAAGGUUUGAACAAGACCAGUCUCUUAAGUUUCUAUAUUACUUUGUGUUUUGCCAUGCUGAAUCUCCGAACAGUUUCCAAAUUGUUUCAAACUUUCCGAGAAGAAAAGUGCCAUGUGAACCCACAGAAAGCAAUCCAGACCCUCCGACUUUUGCCGAAUUCGGUUUUGGUAGCUCGGAAAUGUUGCUUGUUCAUGAUUUAGAGGCAUGAAACAAGUUGUUGAUAUGAAUACUUACAUCAUGGAAGGACUCUUAAAGCACGGCAUACAUGCCGAACAUAAGGGUUUCUUUUGCAUUGUUUGUACAGUUUGAUGGAAAAGCAGCAACUUCUAAAUGAGACUUAACAAUUUUUUCUAUUGUCAACUGUUAGCUCAUAACAUCAUUACAUUUGUCCAGAAAAGUGUUGCAUUUCAGUGAUAUUUUCAGCUUUUCUUGGUUUUAAUAAAAUAAAUGGUGCAAUUUAAAUCAUUCAAUGAUUUCUUUUUAUUGUUUCUUGCUUUAAUUGUAUUACAGUUACAGUGUCAUGUUUAAAAAUAUAAAAUUCUGUAAUCUUAAAAUGUGAAUGUUUCAUUAUGAAUGUUUUUCUGGAGUGACAAAAAAACUUCGAGAUUUUAUCACAUCUGUAAAAAAAAUUGAUAGCCUGAAUUAAUUUUACUAAUACUAAUAGGAUAUUAAUACACCUCUUAAAAGUCAUAAGUAAAUAUAAUUUGAAUUGAAACAUUGAAAGCAAUUUAAUUUUUUGUUGCUGUGUGCAUUUUUUUAAAUGAAAUAUUUUGUGCAUUCAUCUAAUUACGCUAUUUAAAUUUGUUUCAUUUAAUUUUUAGUUAUGAUUAAUUUUUAUAAAAAAAUUAUGAUUUUGUAAAUUUAGCAAUCAUUUGUUCUAAAAUUAUCAGAUAUAUUAAUUUUGUUGAUUAUAAAAUUUCUUUCAUUGUUGACAAUUAUUAAUGUUUGAGCUUUUGUACAAAAAUUCAGUCGUUUGUGGAAGAGGUUUUUUAUUUAUUUAUUUUUUGCAAAUUUAAUUAUUUGCUAGUAAAUAUUUAAAUAUUUAAUUGCAUUCCAAUACUUAAGUCAAUUUUUUUCAUUAAAUUCUUUUUAAGUUAUCUAAUAACUAUUUUUUUAAAAUAUUAAUGCAGUCUAAUAGUUCAAAUAGCUUGUAUGAACACAUAAAUCCUUCAUUAAUGUAAUAUUGAAUUAUCUUAUUUUUUUGCAUUUAUGUAAAUAUUCAGUUUUUCAAAAUAAUUUGCAGGGUAAUUGCGCUUUUUGAUUUGAAAACUUUCAUGUGUCAGUAAGUGGACCUUUUCUUUUUAACCUUUUCAAACUGGUACGGUUGUUAUGUUUGAUACAUAAUUUUCCUUAAAAUCCUUAAUUUGUAUGUUUUUAAAAGCAAUACACUUAUGCCAAAAAUUUGGAUAGAUUUUAAUCGUAACUUUUGAAUUCUAAUAAAUAAUAUAAAUACAGUAGUCUCUGGACUUUGGAGACAAUGAUUUUGAUAGCAUUAACCAAUUGAUAACAAUAAAUAAAUUGCGAAAUUAAAUUGGAUAAAUUUUCCAAUUUAAGCCACACAGGUAUCUGAAGGAUGUUCUUACAAUUCCGAAUUACAGUCUUAGAGUUUUUUAAUUUUGCUCAUCUUUACCAGCUCUCCUUCAUUUGCAAUCUAUGUUUUCAUUUUGUUUUUCCCUUUUAAUAAGAUCAUUACAAUUUUUCAAUAUUUUGCAUCUUAUAAGUUAAGAGAGUUUUAAUUGUGCUGCGAGAUGUUGCGUCCACUCAUUUUAGCUAAUCCGUCAUAAAGAUUUCAAUCUUUUAAUUAAUUGUAAAAUCAGUUGGCUAUCUGCUAUCCAUAUUGUGUAACUUUUUGUAAUCGAGCGGAGCACGUAAUUUUGACAAAUUCGUUCUCCGUUCAGAUUAGACACUACUCUUCUGACACAUAGAGAAAAUUAUCAUUUAGAAUUAACAGGUAAUUUUGACAUUCUUGUCCACCUGCAGUUGAAAAAUCACCUCUAGUAAUUCUCAGAAAUUUAAGCAGUGUAAGGAAAGAGAAGAACAGGUUUCUAUUGAAUUUAAGAUGAUUUUCAACAAGAAAGUAAUAAUAAUAAUCAAUAAAUAAACUAAUAACUUUAAGUGAUGUAAUGAACACAGAAGCAAUCCUUUUUGCAUAUAAAUGAAUGACUAAAGAUAAUCGGAACUAAGGAUUUUGGUAAUGAACAGCAAUUGAUAACAUUAACCACAAUCAGAUUAAUCGGAGACUACUGUAUAUAUAUAUAUGUUUUCUAUAUUUUAGCAAUAAGUCAUUGCUUUAUGUAUAAAAUCAAAGCAAGUCUCUUAAGGUACAGUUAAAUCUGUGUAAAUUGUCCACUUGUGAUCAACUUAUGUAGAAGGGUGAGUUAUACUUUUUUUUUAUAUCAUAGUAUUCUUACAUACCUAAGAAAAGCAUAUAUAGUAUACAUUAUUAGGUAUGUUAACAGUUCCCCAACCUUAAUGGGGGUUUAGUACUAUUUUACCAACACAGUGAAAUUAUAAUGCAUAACUCAGUGAAAUUAAAAGUUUUUGUUUCUUGUUGGACAAUGAUGGGUUUAGAUUAGCAAUCAUCAACUCAAGUUUAAUUUUUUCCCCCAUCAUCAGUCAACACGCAAGAUAAACAUACUACAAAGGUUUUACUCACUUUUAUUAUUUAGGAUAAAUUUGGUUCUUGAUAAUAGGGAUCAAUUUAGACAUGUGGUCAACUGGACAGAUUUCACUGUGCCGAUAUUAUAGAGUGUCUCGUGUUUAAUUUAGAAACCAAUUUUGCUAAUUUCUUUUUUGAUUUUUAAAUGUUAUAAAAUAUAAUUAUACAGUAUUGAGUCAUUGUUUACUCUGAAAAAUUUAUUUAUCUAGUCUAUAUUGUUUAAUAAUUUAGUCAUGGAAUUAAUGUUGUAUUUUAAAGCAAAACUCAUUUCAUUUAGUUCUUUUCCUCUCUUUAAUUAUCUUUAAUAUUCUUUUUAUUUAAAUAUUUAUUAUUGAUUAAUAUUUAAUACAAUAGUCUUGUUUUUUCCUGGUUAGAAUUAUCUGUCAACAAUCUUUUUCAAGUGCCUGUGUAGUUAUUUUGAUUAUAAUUAUGCUGUUUUAGGUAAGAAACGCUGUGUAGCUUUUUAAGUUUUUGAAUAUCUGUAAUGAAAGGCGCCUCACAUUGUAUCUAUCGAGACACACAUUUCUUUGCAAGAAUCAUGUCAAUAUUUUAUGUCUGGAGAAAAUAAAUUUUUUACGAAACACA
Messenger RNA from Parasteatoda tepidariorum (common house spider), 4617 nucleotides. It is a transcript of the gene Faf2, whose product is annotated as Fas-associated factor 2. Gene Ontology annotation, biological process: ERAD pathway. Gene Ontology annotation, cellular component: endoplasmic reticulum. Lineage: Eukaryota; Metazoa; Arthropoda; Arachnida; Araneae; Theridiidae. Gene Ontology annotation, molecular function: ubiquitin binding. The record is from RefSeq and is a predicted model, not a curated record.